AUGGCCAUCACCGCAACCUCCUCGACCCCUCCUCUCUCCCCCGCCGAAGUCGCCCAAAUACCCUCUCCCUCCCUCCCAAUCGGACCGCAGAUCUCGCACCUCCUCUCCGAGUUCACCACCCUCUCUAUCCAGCUCUUCACGAUCCUCUCGACGACUUCGCCGUCCGCUAGCGCGGGCUCUAAAGCCUCCACCGCGGAGAUCUACGAGUCGCUCGGAGCGUUGGACGCGAAGCUCGCUCGCUUGCUCGUCAUGUCUGCCGAGCACCAGCGACGACAACAGCGCGUCGAAGCGCUCAUCUCAACGCUGCGCACACUCGAUUCGACCUGGCACGAGUCCGCCUCAACCCUCCAUUCCUGCGUCUCCUCGCUCGACCCAAUCGUCGCAUCCGGCGCGCUCGACCGCACCGCCAUCUCCACCGCCCAAUCCGCGUCCCUCACGCCCUCCCAGAUUCUCUCUUACGCCCGCCUCCUCGCACCCUUCACCUCCGCUCCACCUUCCUCGCUCUUCCCGCCUGAAAUCAAGCUCAAAGGAGUAGGCGCGACAGACCCUACGGGACGGAGUUUGCCAAUGGGCGCGAUUCCGCCGUUCCCGACUGAGGCGGCGAUGAGGAGGGGACGGUUGCAAUUCGGAAGGGAGGGCCUGAUGCAGGGGUUGGGAGCGACGGAGGAGGUGGGAGCUCGAAGAGACGGGCCAGCAGCACCCGCCGAACCCGCGAUACCGAAAGCAGACGCCGCGGCGCGCCUCGAGCAAGAGGCGAAGGCGCACCAGGUCACGGCGGCGGGAGGAGCGGGCGCCGCUCCGCCCCAUCCAGGCUCGGGAGACGGGAUGGACGUUGAAGAGUUUGAGUUUGACUUGGACCUCAAUCCGGACUUGUAG
Messenger RNA from Rhodotorula toruloides NP11, 876 nucleotides. RefSeq names its product Mediator complex, subunit Med4. Gene Ontology annotation, molecular function: transcription coregulator activity. Gene Ontology annotation, cellular component: mediator complex; core mediator complex. The transcript is spliced from 2 exons. Bases 1 to 876 code for a protein of 291 amino acids. NCBI's taxonomy places the organism in Eukaryota, Fungi, Basidiomycota, Microbotryomycetes, Sporidiobolales, Sporidiobolaceae. Gene Ontology annotation, biological process: regulation of transcription by RNA polymerase II. The record is from RefSeq and is a predicted model, not a curated record.